This is a messenger RNA of Cooperia oncophora, 204 nucleotides long. The record is from the annotation of a GenBank genome assembly. Lineage: Eukaryota; Metazoa; Nematoda; Chromadorea; Rhabditida; Trichostrongylidae.
CUACAUUUAAUCAAAAAGAAGAGAAAAGCGCGUUUUGCACAGGCGCCAUCGGAACCGGGUGAUACUGAGGAGAAUCAGAGUCCGGAAAAGUCUGCUGCAGCCGAUGCUGCCUCUGACAGCGAUAGCGAUACCUCUGAUGAAGGUGUGGUUGACGACAGAAGAGCAUCGCCAAAGAAGAAACGACCGUUGAAGAGAAAGGUUUGA